AUGUUCAUGCCUCCUACAAGAGAUUCCACGGAGAUUAUUCACCGUGAUUCUUCUUCGCAAGCACGUGCACCUGUGAAGAGCGAUUACAUUCGACCAUGCUACUUUACCAACUGGGCUCAGUACAGAAAUGGAAGAGGGAAAUACAUGCCAGAAGAUUACGUCACUGGACUUUGCACCCAUAUACUCUUCGCAUUCGGGUGGAUGAACGAAGACUACACUGUCAGAGCUUUUGAUCCCGCUGAUUUGCCAAAUGACUGGGCCGGUGAAGGAAUGUACAGACGUGUGAAUGCUCUCAAACGUAAAGACUCGAAUCUGAAGACGCUCCUCUCCAUUGGAGGAUGGAGCUUCGGCACUCGUUUGUUCAAGGCAAGUAUUUGUGGCUGUGCAAUUUCUUUGCGAUAUCAAAAAUAUUUGAAAGGCUCCGUACUAAGUUCAGUAGACUAUAAUACACAUGGCUUCCGCGGCUCACGGCAAGGAGAAGACAUGGCUGAGACCCCUGUCCGACGAAAGGUUUUCAUUAACUCUGCAAUCGCAUUUGUUCGUCAAUGGGACUUUGAUGGAAUUGAUAUCGACUGGGAGUACCCUUCUGGUCCAGCCGAUGUCAGAAACUAUGCCAGCUUUAUCUCCGAGCUCAGACAGGCAUGUGAGGCGGAGGCGACGUCGUCUCAGAAACCGCGUCUGCUCGUUACUGCUGCAGUGUCCGCUGGAGAAAGCACAAUUGAUGCUGGAUAUGAUGUGCCAGCCAUUGCCGAACACCUUGACUUCAUUCUUCUCAUGAACUACGAUUUCCACGGAGCGUGGAGUACCGAAACUGGCUUCAAUUCGCCUCUCUAUGCGAGAGAGGACAUGAGGGAAUCGGAGAAAGUGUGGAAUGUCGAUUGGUCAGCUAACCACUGGCAUGAAAAAGGCAUGGCCAAGGAGAAGAUAAUUAUCGGUAUACCAACAUAUGGACGAGGAUGGACUCUCAAGGAUAAGUCUAACAUUACCGUUGGAGCGGAAGGGUCACCUGCAAAAAUCACACCUUAUACUCAGGAAGCAGGAGUUGCCUCAUUCUACGAGUUCUGCGAAAUGCUGGCCACAGGAGCCACCCGUUACUGGAGCGCCGAGCAGCAAGUACCAUACCUCGUGCAGGGCGACCAAUGGUGGAGUUAUGACGACGAAGAGUCUAUAGCCAACAAGAUGGCAUGGAUCAAGCGCAACAAGUAUGGUGGAGCCUUUGUUUGGACCCUAGAUUUUGACGACUUCAACGCUAAAUGCUCCAACAGUGACGGCCAACUUUAUCCACUCAUCAGCAUCAUCGCCAAGGAACUUGGAGGUGUCACGAUACCAAAGAAGAACGGCCCUCCAGCUGCAUCAUCAUCAACAACAACCACCAGCACCGCUCGGCCAUCAACAGCACAACCAACAGCGGCACCAUCAAAACCGCCUACAACUACCACAACAUCUCGGCCAUCUUCGAAUUUCUGCGACGAGAUGCCGGAUGGUUUCCAUGAGUCGGAAAACGACUGCUCGAACUUUUUCCUAUGUCUUCAAGGCGCUAGCUACAACAUGACUUGCCCAGGUGGAACUCAUUUCUCAUCUUCGAAAGGAUAUUGUGUGCGUGCUGCUGACUCGAGCUGUUCUCGAUCGACUACCCCGAGUGGCUUUUCACCCACAACAACAACAAGCCCUAGAAAUGAGUUCAAAUGUGGCGCGGACGGCUUCUAUGCUGACUUCAACAGUUGCCAGAAGUUUAUUCGCUGUGUCAAUGGAAACCCCUAUGGGUUUGACUGCCCAAAGGGUCUAUCUUUCCAUGCUGAUUCCCUCAUGUGUGAUCACCCGGAUCCGUCAAAAUGUGCUGGAUUCUACUAA
Molecule: messenger RNA, 1851 nt
Organism: Ostertagia ostertagi
Lineage: Eukaryota; Metazoa; Nematoda; Chromadorea; Rhabditida; Trichostrongylidae
Source: the annotation of a GenBank genome assembly